CUCCACCCAUUGGCAAUCAAACUGGCCUGUUUAGUUCCGUUAGGUUGGCAACGGCGUUCUUAACCUAUUUGAAAUGACAUUUGGACGUGUCAUAUGUGAAUACAAUAAUAAGAUCGAAGUGAAAUUUGUUGAUUUUUAAUAUUUUUAAAUUAAAUUUUAUAUUUUUACUAUGCUAGGAUCAACGACACACAACAUGUCCAACAAUGGGUCGUAUUCAAAUGAUAGGGGGGGCGGAAUAGAGCCUGAAUAUGCAGCAGACCCCGCUUCAGGGGGCUUCUUUCACGCAGAUUUCAAAAAGCACGAUGAUCUUAAGGAAAUGCUGGAUUCAAAUAAAGAUAGUCUCAAAUUGGAAGCUAUGAAAAGAAUUAUUGGGAUGGUUGCCAAGGGUAGAGAUGCCUCAAUGUUGUUCCCAGCUGUUGUUAAGAAUGUUGUUUCCAAAAACAUUGAAGUAAAAAAGCUUGUUUAUGUUUAUUUGGAGAGAUAUGCUGAAGAACAACAAGAUCUAGCUUUAUUAUCCAUAUCAACCUUUCAGAGGGCCUUAAAGGAACCCAAUCAAUUAAUAAGAGCUGGAGCUUUAAGAGUUUUAUCCAGUGUAAGGGUAAAAAUGAUCUCCCCCAUUGUAAUGUUGGCAAUCAGAGAUGCCUCAUCUGACAUGUCUCCAUACGUUCGAAAAACAGCUGCACAUGCCAUUCCAAAAUUAUACAGCUUAGAUAGUGAAUUGAAAUCGGAACUGGUGACAAUCAUUCAAAAACUAUUAGCCGAUAAGACAGUGCUUGUGAUAGGAUCGGCUGUAAUGGCUUUCACAGAAGUGUGUCCUGAGAGGGUUGAAUUAAUUCACCAGGUCUAUAGGAAACUUUGUGCCUUGUUAGUCGAUGUAGAUGAGUGGGGACAAGUAACUAUUGUCAAUAUGCUCACCAGAUACGCAAGAAGUCAAUUUGCUGACCCCAACCUUAAUGCCACAGAUAAUCCAGACGCCCCGUUUUAUGACUCGGGGUCCGAUGAAUCAGAAAAGGCAGUUCCUGUAACCUUGGACCCUGAUCAUAGACUUUUGCUGAGGUCCACGCGCCCUCUACUGCAAUCCAGAAACGCCGCAGUUGUGAUGGCUGUGGCCCAGUUGUACCACCACGCUUCGCCUAAGAGCGAGAGCCCUCUGGCGGCAAAAGCGCUAAUUAGACUUCUGAGAUCCCACGUGGAGGUCCAAAGUGUCGUUUUAAACUCCAUAGCUUCGAUCAGCUCUAAGAAUAAAGCUAUGUUUGAUCCUUACUUGAAGAGUUUUUUCGUCAGAACUUCAGAUCCGCUGAACAUUAAAUUAUUAAAGUUGGAGAUUUUGACUAAUUUGACCAGUGAUUCCAAUGUAUCCAUUAUAUUGCGGGAAUUACAGACGUAUAUUUCCAACAGCGAUAAAAAUUUUGUGGCCGCUACGAUUCAAGCUAUAGGAAGGUGUGCUUGUUCCAUUUCAGAAGUAACCGACUCGUGCCUUAAUGGUUUAGUUUCCCUAUUGUCCAACAGAGAUGAAGCUGUAGUAGCGGAAAGUGUAGUGGUUAUCAAAAGACUUCUUCAAACCCAAGCCGCCGAUCCAAAAGAAAUCAUAACCCACAUGGCAAGACUUUUAGAUAGUAUUACUGUAGCCCAGGCGCGUGCCGCCAUCUUGUGGCUGCUUGGCGAACAUUCGAAAACAGUUCCUAGGAUCGCCCCCGAUGUGCUCAGAAAAUUGGCCAAAACGUUCUCAGAAGAGCAUGACAUAGUAAAAUUGCAAGUGAUGAAUUUGGCAGUCAAGUUGUACAUAACUAAUCCCGAACAGACUGAGCUGCUGUGUCAGUAUAUACUAAAUUUAGCCCGGUACGAUCAAAAUUACGAUAUAAGGGACAAGGCCCGCUUAUUAAAGCAGUUUAUCCCCGGUGAAAAUGGCUAUUUGGCCUCGCAGGGCGCCAACAUAUUUUUGGCACCCAAGCCUGCUCCCUUACUGCAGUCACAACUAAAUGAUCAAGAAGAUCUUCAGCUAGGUUCGCUGUCUCAUUACAUUAAGCAGAGGGCGUUCGGUUACGAGCCUUUGCCUCCUUUUCCGGAGCAGCCGCCGCAAGGUGACGUCAGAAACGUCGAGCCAAUCGUCGAGGAGGAAACCAAGCAGAAAAAAUCGGCGUCAGGUAAAAGUGCAUCGCAAAGCGACUAUACGCGUAACGGUAUGUUUUGGGAAUCAGAAAACAGUUCGGGUGGCGAGCAAAGCAGCACUUCCGGCACUUCGGAGUCCAGCAGCAGCGAGGAGUCCAGCGAGGAUGAGGACGAGGAAGAAUCGUCGUCAUCAGAGGAUGAGAAAUCUUCUUCUUCAAGCGAAUCCUCAUCGAGCAGCAACGAUGACUCGGACGGUAGCGAAAACGAGGCGGCGGAAAACUCUAAAAAAAUCAAUCGAACCGCCCCGCGAAAACCGGAAAAAUCCAACUUAGAUCUGCUGCUCGAUCUUGCAAGCGACGACGGCGUGACGUCGGCGCCGGUGAUGACGCCAUCUAUGGGCGGAUUUCUCACGCCGUCCACGCCCAACGAGCAAACUUCCUCGAUGCACGUCACGCAGCCCUCCUUCGUCAACACCAAGCCGCUAGAGCUGCUGAACAGGCUUAACGGCAGAGGCUUAUCCGCCACCUACAGGUUCACCAGGUGCCCGCAUUUAUAUUCGCCCAGCAUGACGAAUGUCAACAUCGUUUUCACGAACACCACCGCUGAAGAUGUCACGGAUAUAAGGCUCGGCAAGAAAAAUCUGGCCUCCGGAAUGGCUCUGCACGAGUUCGCGUGCAUUUCGAAGUUGCCGCCGAAUUGCACGCUCCCUGCCACCUUGGGCGUGGAUUUCAAUGACACAACUCAGCCCGCCAAUUUCGAAAUUACGUCUUCCUUAGGCAAUUUUAACGUCUGCAUUAAACCAACAAUCGGCGAACUAUUAAGACCCCUGAAAGUUCCAAAAGAUCUAUUUAUUGAAAAGCAGGGUAAACUUAAGGGCAUGAACGAAUAUUCCUCCACCUUAUCAAAUUGCAAAUAUAAUUUAGCCGAUAGAAUCUGCGAAACAGCAAACCUCUCGCUAAGCCACGCAGAAAAUGACUUAUACAGAUUCGCCGGUCAAACCCUGACAUCUUCUAACUUAACUCUAGUAACAGUCCAAAAUGCCGAAAAAAUUAAAAUAACUGUAAACUGUGAAAACACCAUAUUUGGAUCUGUCCUGCUCAAUGAAUUACUCAACAGUUUAAAUAAUUAAUUUAUUAUCUUCGUUUGUUUCGUUUUUUAUACAUCUGCAUGUAAAUUUUAAUAAUUUGUAUUUGUUAACAUUCCUUAUGUACAUGUUCUAUUCUAAGCUUUAAAUAUUAUGAAAGAAUUCUUGAUGAUGAGUAUAUUUAUUAAAUGUGUUAUUCCUAGUUUGCGUUUUAUUUUUUUUACGAAAGUCUUAAGGCAGUAAUAAAGCAC
This is a messenger RNA of Brassicogethes aeneus, 3444 nucleotides long. NCBI's taxonomy places the organism in Eukaryota, Metazoa, Arthropoda, Insecta, Coleoptera, Nitidulidae. The record is from the annotation of a GenBank genome assembly.